This is a messenger RNA of Conger conger (European conger), 3392 nucleotides long. RefSeq names its product solute carrier family 39 member 5 (gene slc39a5). The record is from RefSeq and is a predicted model, not a curated record. Lineage: Eukaryota; Metazoa; Chordata; Actinopteri; Anguilliformes; Congridae. Gene Ontology annotation, molecular function: zinc ion transmembrane transporter activity. Gene Ontology annotation, cellular component: membrane. The transcript is spliced from 12 exons. Gene Ontology annotation, biological process: intracellular zinc ion homeostasis; zinc ion import across plasma membrane; BMP signaling pathway. Bases 217 to 2031 code for a protein of 604 amino acids.
UACAGUUCAAUGCAAUCAGCUCGUAGGUCUAGUCCAACUGACAUUAUGUUGUAGGUCGACAGGUAGCCGAGGUAGGCGUGUUUAAGAACAAAGUAUGAAUACUGGAAGGGUCGUUUCAUGCAUGUAGCUUUGAGAUAGCCUUUAGCUUGCAAACAUAACUGCAGGAAGAAAACAGUGCUGAUCGUUGUAUUAUAUGGAAUUUAAAAAAUCAAUCGUAUGGUUUGGUCACAUAUUGACGAAACAUUUUGUAAGAAGUCACAGUGCUGUUAUUCACUGAGGAUGGCCUUGGUCCAGAGCCGCGGGCCGCUCCGAGCGCCCUGUUUAUUGGCAGCACUGGCCGCUUUGACACUGUGCUCUGAGAUGGGAGUCGGCCCGAAGUCACUGAUAGCCAGCACUGUUGCAUCGAAGGACGCGCCCCAGAGGAAGGGGGAACAGGCGGCGAACAGCAGAGUAGAGCCCUUUGGACCUGAAUAUUUGGAGGAGGCGUUUCAGGAACAGGGCUACUACCUGCAGAGGCUGUUUCUGCAGUACGGGGACAACGACACCCUGUCUUACCGGGGCCUGCAGAAGCUGCUGGGAAGCUUGGGACUCGGAGAGGUCAGCAUGCUGCAGAUCAGCCACCAGGGCCUGAAGCACAUCCCCCCUUCCUCCCACGAUGGGUCCACAGGUCCCUCCCAGCACCUGGAGAGCAGUAGUAGCGGUGAGACUGGCUCAGAGUGGGGGGAAGAGGAUGAUGUUGACCUUGCAGAGGUCUACCAUGGUUCGACCGGUGGAAACGAGGGACAGGAUCACCCAGAGUUACCCAGAGCCCCCCAUCCCAAACCUGGGCAGGGACACCCUGAGGGACCAUCCCUUGUGCUGGGUCACCCAAUUAAGACCCACCUCCAUGGCAAUUGUUUAAAUGUCACUCAGCUCCUGUGGAAUUUUGGCCUGGGGAAAGCGUCCCACAUCACUCCCUCCCACUUCACCUUCCUGUGCCCCGCCCUCCUCUAUCAGAUUGACAGCGGGGUCUGCCUGCGUCACCAUGCAGGGGAGGGGCAAGAAGCAGGAAGCAGCGGGUCUUUCCUCAUAGCUCUAGGAUGGGGCUUCCUGGCUCUGGUGGUGAUCAGCCUGCCCUCCUUGCUGGCGCUGGCUCUGGUACCCCUGGUGCCUCCCGCCCGUCUCCAGACCCUGCUGUGCCCGAUGGUGGCCCUGGCAAUGGGCACACUGUGUGGAGAUGCCCUGCUCCACCUCCUGCCUCAUGCGAAGCCCGGAUCUCACUCCGAGUCUGAACAGCGCGACUCUGUGCUGAAGGGCGCCAGCAUGCUCGCAGGCCUUUACUUCUUCUUCUUGGUUGAAGGCACGAUGGGGCAACUGCGCCACGCGAAGAGGAAAGGGAGGAAGUCCCCCUGUACAGAGGGGGGAGGGGAACCGGAGAGGGAGCUGGACACUCUGCAGGGCACGACUUCCAUAGAGGCAGCCCCGCCCCUUGAGUGCUCGAGCGCGGUGGAGCACGGACACGGACACUCUCACGGGCCCCCAGGCCAGGGGCAUUCUGGGACGGGAAGUGUGGUAUGGAUGGUCGUCAUGGGGGAUGGGAUUCACAACCUCACCGAUGGCCUGGCAAUUGGAGUGGCUUUCUCUCAGGGUCUGGCUGGGGGUCUGAGCACCGCUGUGGCUGUGUUCUGCCAUGAACUCCCUCAUGAGCUUGGGGACCUGGCUCUGCUGCUGGGGGCGGGCUGGCCCCUGCGCAGGCUGCUGGUGUUCAGCGGGGCGUCUGCAGCUGUGGGGGUCCUGGGCCUGCUGGCGGGCACCAUUCUGGGGCACCACUUCGCCACGCUCUCCCCCUGGAUCCUGGCGCUCACCGCGGGGGUGUUCCUGUACGUGGCCCUGGUGGACAUGAUGCCCGAGAUGCUGCGGGGUGACCCGGGCCCCACGCCUCCCCUGACCCGCUUCUUCCUGCAGAACCUGGGCCUGCUUUCAGGGGGCGCCAUCAUGCUCUGCAUCGCCCUCUUCGAGGACAGCAUCUCCUUCAGCCUGGGGGACGUCUGAUCGAUGGGGCGGGACACAGGCAAUGCACUGCCGAGGCAGACUUCAUUUAAAAAAACUUUUUUAGAUUUUUAAAGACUUGUUGAAAACCAGGCGAGGUACACCCUGUUGACCCGUCACCACUUGGAAGCCUCUGACUGAAACCGUGGCCCUCGAUGGGUCCCAGCUUAAUUCUCACUUGUCAUGAGCAUGAGAAAAGGGAACAAACUAGAUAUGCUGGCUAGAAAUUCACAAGGAUCACAGGCGGAAUGAACAGUGCACCUCUGCAGCACCUCCAUUCCCUUGUUGUCACUGAGAGAUGUGGGGUGUCUGCAGGCUUACCCUGGCCCCAUUUGACCAAUCACAUGUAUACCUAAUGCAGUCUCACCCAUAGAUUAAUACACAGUAAAAUAUUUUCUUCAGGGGCACAAUAAAGGUAGUUAGAGGUAAUUCAAGAAAUGUUGUCAAAAUAUCAGUAUCACGGGAAUGACUGGAUUAAUUGUAGAACGAAGAGCAGAAGAAACACGAAAUCCUGAAAUGGACACGGCCUCCUUGCCCUUCCUGAUUAAGACCCUUACUGUGCACAAAAGCUCAGGUAUUUGUUGCACUGAUUCAGGUCCUCUUCCUUCAUACAUGUGUAGACUGCUCAUCGGGGGAGCUUGGAGCUCAGCUGGUGGACCCAGCGUUUAUGUUCCAGUGGUACUGCUCUUACCUAAGGCAAGUGGCUGACGUGAAUGUCACUCACCGACCCUGCAGUAGAAUUACAUUUUAUUACUCUAUAUUUUCCUAAUUCUGUGUAUUAAAAGCAAUUAUGUUUGAAAAACAAUGUAUUUAACCAUGCAGGCCCAAGGGGAUUUUUAGUAGGCAGAAAUAAGAAACGGUCUAUGCAAGGCCUAAUGAAAACAAAAAUGGAGGUAUGGGUGUGCAGAGCUGUUCCUCUGUCCGGAGGAGGUGUGCAAUGUUGGUUGGAAUUUCAGCCUGGGACAGGAGGGCGUGUUCCCCUCUUCUGGUCUCAAUGUUAUCUGAAGAUUAUUGAUAAAUGUGAAUGAUAAUGACAAAUUAAGAAUGAUUCAGCUACUGCAUUAACAAUAACGCUGUCCUCUUCUAAAUAAAGAAAGCCACCCUCCAGCCUACCACACUACACUCCGGCCUUGUUUAAAUUUGACUGGCAAAUGUCGAGGCCUCGCUUGGUUGCAGGAUUCAUGCAAAACCUGUGCAAAUGCGAUGGUAUGUUCCAUCAACCACUAAAACAGUGACACAAAGUAACAUUAUAAUUUCAUACAAUGUUCCUGUCGUGGACCAGAAAUUGUAUUUACUGCCCAACUCAAGGGGUCCUCGCUGGAGUUUAAAGCUUUAAACCUCUAGACUAGAGUUACAGAAGCAUC